AUGGAUUCUGAGGACGACAUGCUCGACGCCAACGACCUCGAGUCCGUCGACGAUGAUUUCUACAGCGGUGAGACUGAGUAUGCUGGUUAUUACGACAGUGAAGAAGCCGACCCUGACUACGAGUUCAUCGAGGAGGCUGAUGAUGCCUAUGCGAUUGCGUCUAGUCGCUCUCAGCAAAGUUAUUCUGUUUUAAAGGAAGCUGAUAUAAGACGGCAUCAAGAAGAUGAUAUCACGAGGGUGUCUACUGUCCUUUCAAUAUCAAGAGUAGCGGCAAGUAUUUUACUUUGCCAUUAUCAUUGGAGCGUUAGUAAAGUUCAUGAUGAAUGGUUUGCUGACGAAGAGAGUGUUCGAAGAACUGUUGGCUUGCUGGAGAAACUGAUUGUUCCACCUUCAAAUGCUAGAGAACUGACUUGUGGGAUCUGCUUUGAAUCCUAUACUCGUGAUAAAAUUACUUCAGCUGCUUGUGGUCAUCCUUUCUGCGGUUCAUGUUGGAGAGGUUACAUAAGUGCAACCAUUAAUGAUGGCCCGGGAUGUUUGUCGCUGAGAUGUCCUGAUCCAUCUUGUUGUGCUGCUGUUGGUCAAGAUAUGAUAAACAGAAUGGCAUCAGAUGAAGACAAAGAGAAGUAUUCGCGUUAUUUUCUUAGGUCUUAUGUUGAAGACAAUCGAAAGACCAAGUGGUGUCCGGCUCCAGGGUGUGAGUUUGCAAUUGAUUUUGCUGCUGGUAGUGGGAACUUUGAUGUUUCUUGUCUUUGCUCGUAUAGCUUUUGUUGGAAUUGCACUGAGGAAGCUCAUCGUCCAGUUGAUUGUAGCACUGUUGCUAAGUGGAUUCUGAAGAACAGUGCUGAAUCUGAAAACAUGAAUUGGAUCCUAGCUAAUUCAAAGCCUUGUCCCAAGUGUAAGCGGCCAAUUGAGAAAAACCAAGGGUGCAUGCACAUGACGUGCACUCCACCUUGUAAAUUUGAGUUUUGCUGGCUUUGCCUUGGUGCAUGGUCAGAUCAUGGUGAAAGAACUGGUGGUUUUUAUGCUUGUAAUCGGUAUGAAGCAGCUAAGCAGGAGGGAGCGUAUGAUGAGGCUGAGAGAAGGCGAGAGAUGGCAAAGAAUUCUUUGGAGAGAUAUACUCACUAUUAUGAACGUUGGGCUAGCAAUCAAUCGUCAAGGCAAAAAGCUCUUGCAGAUUUACAUCAAAUGCAAACUAUACAUCUUGAGAAGCUUAGUGAUGUACAGUGCACCCCAGAAUCUCAGCUCAAGUUCAUAACAGAUGCUUGGCUUCAGAUAGUGGAAUGUAGACGAGUUCUAAAGUGGACCUAUGCAUAUGGAUAUUACCUACCUGAGCAUGAGCAUGCAAAGAGACAGUUUUUUGAAUAUUUGCAAGGCGAAGCAGAAUCUGGUUUGGAAAGACUUCAUCAAUGUGCUGAGAAGGAAUUGCAACAUUUCCUUAACGCUGAGGGUCCAUCAAAGGAGUUCAAUAACUUCCGCACAAAGUUAGCUGGACUUACGAGUGUGACGAAAACUUACUUCGAGAAUCUGGUGAGAGCUUUAGAAAACGGCCUGGCUGAUGUGGACUCCCAUGCGGCCUGUAGCAAGACGACAGCAUCAAAAAACAUAGGUGUUAGCAAGGGGAGGGGUGGUGGAAGGUCGCGGGGAAAUUCUAAAAUCGGUGGUUCCAGCAGAAGUAUAGAUGACAAUUAGUCUUUUUUUCUGAGUAGUUCCAAGGUGUGCCAGGAAACAUAGACUUGCUUGAACCUUGGAAGAAAAAAAGACGACAGAAUCUUCAAACUUGAAACAAAAGUGUUGAAAUGGGAGGAUUCUUGGUCAAUUUUCUUUUUUUCUUUUUUUCCUCCCUUUUUCUGCUGAUCCUUUCUCCAGGAGGCUGUUCUAGGGUCUUAGAUAUAUAUAUAUAGGAUAUGUCGGUGUGGAUGUGGGUGUAUAUAUAUAUAUAUCAUUAUCUAUUUAUAUAUUGGAUGCUUGCAACAUGUUGCCUAGUAUACCAUUUUGUGCAUCUGCAUUAUCAUCCUUGAAUCCCUGCAAAUAAGACUUCUUUCUCUCUUA
Carica papaya (papaya) is the source of this 2049-nucleotide messenger RNA. RefSeq names its product putative E3 ubiquitin-protein ligase ARI7. The record is from RefSeq and is a predicted model, not a curated record. Lineage: Eukaryota; Viridiplantae; Streptophyta; Magnoliopsida; Brassicales; Caricaceae. Gene Ontology annotation, biological process: protein ubiquitination. Gene Ontology annotation, molecular function: zinc ion binding; ubiquitin-protein transferase activity.